AUUAUUGAUAUGCACUAAUCGGUUCUCGAAUGCUAGUUCGAACGUCAUCACAAAAGUUAAAUAAUAGGAGUAUGCGUUAAUAAAUUAUGCUAAAACAAGAGACCUUUUUGUGUCGGAUGCCAAUAUUAAUUUCAUAAAGACCAUCUAAAUGAUUUAAAAUUUUUUGAUGAUCUGAAUGAUUGGGUCUUACAGAAUUCUCAACCUGCAGCUGAUCUUACAACAUAUCUAAAUGAAUUAAUUGAGCUAGUUAAAUCGAUAUCUUAAUUGAUAGAAGCUACAUAAUAAGCAAAUCAACAUUCUAAUUUUAAUCAAAUGAGUUAUACAAACUUAGAAAAUAGUAUAAAUAAUUUAAUGAAUUUAUGGAGUUGUCAAAAAAGUGUUCUUCAACUUUUAUAAGGAAUGCUUUCGAUUAAGAUUAAAAAUUAAAUUAAACAAUUAUGUACAUUUUAAUUUUCUCAAUAAAGUAAUUAUAAUCUUAUGUUUAGUAAUAGUUAAAAAUAUCUAAAUUAACCCUCAAUAAAUAUAAUAAUAUCAAAAUGUAACUAUAAAAUAGACUCAAAGAUAAAACACAUAAGGUUUUAAUGUUCUAGAAUACUAGAAUGCUUAACAAUCAUUAGAAUAAAUACCAAUUAAUUAAGCUAAACCAUUUCGAGGUAUAAUUAAUCUUAUAAAAUAAAGAACCUUGUCGAGUAUAAAAUAAUUUUCAGAAUGGCUAAUAUUACAAGAACUAAUAGAAUUUCCCAAAUAGGUCAAUAAGCCCACGUAGAAAUGAUGUCCAAAAUGUAAUACAAAUUCCAUAAUAAAUUAAUAAUUAAAAUAAGAAAACAAGAUAUUGA
Molecule: messenger RNA, 836 nt
Organism: Paramecium sonneborni
Lineage: Eukaryota; Ciliophora; Oligohymenophorea; Peniculida; Parameciidae
Source: the annotation of a GenBank genome assembly